AUGGUCAUGACUUCAGUCAUGGUCGGGAUCAAUAACGGUAUUUAUCAAAAAUUGUUAACUGAGGUACCAACAUUGAUACAUAUUCCUUGCGUAUGUCAUUCUUUGCAAUUGGCCGUUUCUGCUGCUGCUGGUUCAACACUUCCCAGAAACAUUGAGUUUCUUAUAAAAGAAGCUUAUAACUGGUUUGCCCAUUCAACGUUACGCCAAGCUCAAUAUAGAAACUUAUUUAAAGCAAUUAAUGAUAAUCAUAACCCUUUUAAGAUUGUGAAAUCUUGUGAUAAUAGAUGGUUAUUGAUUGAAACUGCUGUUGGGCGUAUUUUGAAGCAAUGGGUUGAGUUGAAAACUCUUUUUAGUAUUGUGAGACAGAAGGAAAAAUGUUAUACUGCUGAAAUUUUUUUUGGAAUGUAUAAUGACAACAACAAUUUAGCAUAUCUUACAUUUUUGCACCCAAUACUUUUAGAGAUCCAGUUGGUUAACAAAUCUUUUGAAUCAAACAAUGCUGAUCCGUGCAAGUUAUUAAGUGAUUUAACAUUGUUAGUACGUUCAGUGGCCAAACGUUUUGUAAAUCCAUACUGUAGAAAAGAUCCACUAACAACCAACAUGGAUAGUUAUUCCUCAAAUGGUUUUUAG
This is a messenger RNA of Macrosiphum euphorbiae (potato aphid), 630 nucleotides long. The record is from the annotation of a GenBank genome assembly. Lineage: Eukaryota; Metazoa; Arthropoda; Insecta; Hemiptera; Aphididae.